UCUUGUGCCGAUGGAGCCAUCUUCAGACUCAGAUAUGAAAUUGCACUGAGUGCAGGCAGGUGCUCUGCCUCCAUGGCAGGAGUCGGCCUUAAAGCUGGCCGACCGUCAUAGCUGCGAAGCUGCUAAUCACUGAAUCCACGUGACGUGUCCCUCCUACUUAUUGGGUGACUUUACAGAGGAGAGCUGUCCUUUUUUUCAAGCCAGAGAGUGCAUCUGCCUCUGUGUUGAAGAAGGUGGUGUGAACGCGCUCUGACCAGAAGGAAUCACGACUGGGAUCCCCAGCAGCAAGCACGCGCCCUACGAGACGGUAGCCAAAACUGCUCCACUGCAGUAAGAAGGUGAGCAAGAAGAACUCUGCCCUUGUGAACCUCGCGGAUUCUCACGUGCUGGGGCCUGGAGCCGAUGGCAGACAAUGUCAACAACUAACAACAUAGCGCAGGCCCGGAAGCUGGUGGAGCAGCUCCGCAUCGAAGCCGGCAUCGAGAGGAUCAAGGUCUCGAAAGCAUCUUCCGAACUAAUGAAUUACUGCGAGCAACAUGCCAGGAACGACCCGCUGCUGGUUGGAGUGCCCGCUUCGGAGAAUCCCUUUAAGGACAAAAAGCCGUGUAUCAUCCUAUAGCUUCCCUCGCUCCGGCGCGUGCGAUCUCUCAGGCAGGGCACCGUUCUCCAUCAACUGAAACCAAGCUACAAACUUAGAGCUGCGCCGAGGGGUAAACACUAAACCUUGGAUUCGAAUAGAACUUCAAUCUCAAAAAAAAAAAAAAAAACAAAACAAAAAUCGCAAAUGGUUUAGGGAAGGGCGUCUGCUCCUGGGCUGGUGCCGCGCUGCGAGGGG
This is a messenger RNA of Egretta garzetta (little egret), 835 nucleotides long. RefSeq names its product G protein subunit gamma 7 (gene GNG7). Bases 413 to 619 code for a protein of 68 amino acids. Gene Ontology annotation, biological process: G protein-coupled receptor signaling pathway. Lineage: Eukaryota; Metazoa; Chordata; Aves; Pelecaniformes; Ardeidae. Gene Ontology annotation, cellular component: heterotrimeric G-protein complex. Gene Ontology annotation, molecular function: G-protein beta-subunit binding. The record is from RefSeq and is a predicted model, not a curated record. The transcript has 5 exons.